Neoarthrinium moseri is the source of this 1095-nucleotide messenger RNA. RefSeq lists its product as uncharacterized. Lineage: Eukaryota; Fungi; Ascomycota; Sordariomycetes; Amphisphaeriales; Apiosporaceae. Bases 1 to 1095 code for a protein of 364 amino acids. The record is from RefSeq and is a predicted model, not a curated record. The transcript is spliced from 5 exons.
AUGGAUACUAUCUACCCAGGCGCAGCAGCGCCGCCUGAAGGGAUGUCAGUGAAUUUGGACAGCCCUCAGGAUGUUCUACGAACCGUCAACUUUGUCACCCAAGGCCUCACGCUUGCAUUCGUGUCUAUCUUUGUCGCUCUUAGGUCCUAUGCGAAGUUGAAGGUCCUGGGAGGCAGUUUCGGCUUUGAAGACUACGCUACGUUGAUCGCUUAUCUUAUGAUGAUAGGGUAUUGCAUAUGUGGCAUCUUUCUGAGCGUCCAUGGGGGUGGCUUGAAUCAAUGGGAAGUCCGCAAGGGUGAACUGGAACCAUUUUUAAAGUCAGCCUAUGCAGUCACGAUACACUACGCGCCGAUGGCACUCUUCUGCAAACUCGCCCUGCUACUGCUUAUCGCUCGAGUGUUUGGAUCAGUAUACAAGAAGACGAUACAGGGGAUCUACGUUUUCAUGGGCAUGCUGGUGGCAUACUAUGUAGCUGGCCUCGUUAUCAAGAUUCGCAUCUGCUCGCCGAUCUCAGCCUACUGGCACAGCGAAUACGGAAAGUGUCUCGACCAGUCUGCCAUUAUCACUGCCGAUUCAAUUCUGAGCGUCAUCAGCGACCUUGCCAUUCUGCUGCUGCCCACACCACUCACCUGGUCACUGAACAUGCCGAAUAAAAAGAAACUACGCGUGAUCGGCGUUCUCUGUGCAGGAGGGCUGGCCACCGCCUUCAGUAUUUAUCGACUGGGUGUUAUCAUAGCCGAGGGAAAGUCAUCGAACCAGACAAUCGUUUUUGUAAAAGUUGUCUUAUCAGGGAAUGCCGAAGCUGGCAUUGGUAUCAUUUGUGCCUGUCUGCCCGCUGUAAACGCUCUGAUUAUCCGACGCAAGCAGCGAUAUAUGUACUCAGCAACCCACACGCGAAAUUACGGACCAUCCAGAGCGAACGAGACGGCCGCAGGAACUCGAAUCUACGUCAAACAUGACUUCCAUCUGGAGAGUACGCCAAGGGUGGAGAAAGAGGUCGGGGAUAACGCUUUUGAACUGCACAGUGAUGAUAGCCAACUUGUGGCAAACGCCCAAGCAGACCCCAAGGAUAGCUGGUCGACAAAGUCUGCAUAA